Molecule: messenger RNA, 3522 nt
Organism: Dioscorea cayenensis subsp. rotundata (Guinea yam)
Lineage: Eukaryota; Viridiplantae; Streptophyta; Magnoliopsida; Dioscoreales; Dioscoreaceae
Product: vacuolar protein-sorting-associated protein 11 homolog
Exons: 5
Coding region: 53-2923 (956 amino acids)
Biological process (GO): endosome organization; intracellular protein transport; vesicle-mediated transport
Cellular component (GO): HOPS complex; endosome
Molecular function (GO): protein-macromolecule adaptor activity; protein binding
Source: RefSeq, a predicted model, not a curated record
CCCUUCUUCUGCUCCUCUCGCUCUCUUUUCUCUUUCUCUCUCCUUCGCGGAGAUGUAUCAAUGGAGGAAGUUCGAGUUCUUCGAGGAGAAAUCCGGUGGCAAGAGUUCCAUCUCCGCCGAGAUCACUGGAACCAUCCAGUGCUGCUCUAGCGGAAGGGGUAGGAUCGCCGUCGGAUGUGGUGACGGUACUGUCAGCCUCAUCGAUCGGGGGUUCAAGCUCCUCUAUGGUUUCCAGGCCCACGCUGCCUCCGUCCUCUUUCUCCAGCAGCUCAAGCAACGCAAUUACCUUGUUACUGUUGGAGAGGAAGAGCAGACAUCUCCCCAGCUAUCUUCCAUCUGCUUAAAAGUUUUUGACCUUGAUAAGAUGGAGCCUGAGGGUUCUAGCAUGACAAGUCCUGUUUGUCUCCAGAUCUUGCGUAUAUUCACAAACCAAUUUCCUGAAUCAAAGAUAGCAUCAUUUUUAGUUCUAGAGGAAGCUCCUCCAAUAUUACUGAUUGCCAUUGGUCUGGAAAAUGGUUCAAUUUAUUGCAUCAAGGGUGAUAUUGCACGUGAGCGUAUCAGUCGCUUCACGCUGCAGGUGGAGGUUUCUUCGGACAAUAGCCUUUCUUCAAUCAAUGGGCUAGGUUUCCGGGUUGAAGGGAGAGCACUUCAACUGUUUGCUGUCACUCCUACUUCUGUAAGUCUGUUCAAUUUGCAUGAUCAACCACCUAAGAGGCAGACUCUAGACCAAAUAGGAUGUGACACGAAAGCUGUUAUUAUGAGUGAUCGUCUGGAUCUAAUACUUGGUCGUCCUGAAGCUGUAUACUUCUAUGAAGUUGAUGGAAGAGGUCCUUGCUGGGCAUUUGAAGGCGAGAAGAAAUUCUUGGGUUGGUUUCGUGGGUAUUUAUUAUGUGUUAUUGCAGAUCAGAGGAGCAACAAAAACACCUUCAAUGUUUAUGAUUUGAAAAACCGUUUGAUUGCUCACAGUAUGGUGCUUGGAGAAGUUUCACAUAUGCUUUGUGAGUGGGGCUAUAUAAUUUUUAUAAUGAAUGACAAAAAGAUCUUGUGCAUCGGCGAAAAGGAUAUGGAGAGUAAAUUGGAUAUGCUGUUUAAAAAGAAUCUGUAUACAGUGGCAAUCAAUCUAGUUCAGAGUCAACAAGCUGAUGCUGCAGCCACCGCUGAAGUACUUCGGAAAUACGGUGAUCAUUUAUAUGGGAAACUAGAUUAUGAUGAGGCAAUGUCUCAAUAUAUCCACACUAUUGGCCAUCUUGAACCAUCAUAUGUGAUUCAGAAGUUUUUGGAUGCACAACGUAUCUACAAUCUUACUAAUUACUUGGAGAAAUUGCAUGAAAGAGGGCUGGCUUCUAAAGAUCACACAACUCUUCUUUUGAACUGCUAUACAAAACUGAAGGAUGUAGAAAAACUCAAUAAGUUCAUUAAAGGUGAUGAUAGUGUUGGUGACCACAAGUUUGAUGUUGAAACUGCCAUAAGAGUUUGUCGGACAGCUGGGUAUCAUGAGCAUGCAAUGUAUGUUGCAAAGAAAGCUGAACGGCAUGAAUGGUAUUUGAAGAUAUUACUUGAAGACCUGGGUAGAUACCAGGAAGCACUGGAAUAUAUCUCUAGCCUUGAACCCAACCAAGCUGGUGUCACUGUGAAAGAGUAUGGUAAAAUCCUUGUAGAACAUAGGCCAGUUGAAACUAUUAAUAUACUAAUGAGGCUUUGCACUGAGAACGAGGAAUCAAGAAAGAGGAGGGUCUCCAAUGGUGUGCACAUGAGUUUGCUGCCAUCCCCUGUUGAUUUUAUCAACAUUUUUGUUCAUAGCCCGCAAUCUCUCAUGGAUUUUCUGGAAAAGUAUACUGCCAAGGUUAAAGAUUCACCUGCUCAAGCAGAAAUUCACAACACCCUGUUGGAGCUAUACCUUUCAAGUACCUUGACAUUUCCAUCGAUUUCACAAGAAAAUGGUGGUGAUGAUUGUGACAAAAGUGUGAGAAGUACAAAAUAUUUGGCUAAUGGUUCUUCAGCAGAGAGCAAGGGCAAGUCAACUGUUGACAUUAAGGAUGUUAAGAAAGAUAAGGAUCGCCUGGAAAGAUUUAAAAAAGGACUGGCUUUGCUGAAGAGUGCAUGGACAUCUGAAAUGGAGUAUCCUCUAUAUGAUGUUGAUUUAGCUGUUAUUCUUUGUGAAAUGAAUGCAUUUAAAGAUGGCUUAUUGUUUUUGUAUGAGAAGAUGAAACUUUACAAAGAAGUGAUUGCCUGCUAUAUGCAGGUUCAUGACCAUGAAGGAUUAAUAGCUUGCUGCAGAAAGCUGGGUGACUCAACCCAGGGUGGGGACCCAUCUCUUUGGGGUGACCUUUUGAAGUACUUUGGUGAACUUGGAGAGGAUUGCUCCAAAGAAGUAAGAGAGGUCUUGACUUACAUUGAAAGGGAUGAUAUACUGCCUCCGAUUAUUGUUCUUCAGACGCUAGCCAAGAAUCCCUGCUUGACACUCUCUGUGGUUAAGGAUUACAUUGCUCGAAAACUUGAAGAAGAAUCAAAGCUUAUUGAAGAUGACCGCAAGGCUAUCGAGAAGUACCAGGACGAGACUGCUUUAAUGAAGAAGGAAAUUCAGGAUCUCAGGACUAAUGCUAGAAUCUUUCAGCUUAGCAAGUGCACAGCUUGCACAUUCACUCUCGAUCUACCUGCUGUCCAUUUCAUGUGCAUGCAUUCGUUUCACCUUCGCUGCCUUGGUGACAAUGAGAAGGAAUGCCCAGAAUGUGCACCAGAGAUCCGGUCUGUUCUAGAAACCAAACGGAACUUGGAGCAAAAUGCAAAAGAUCAUGAACUAUUUUUUCAGCAAGUAAAAAACUCAAAGGAUGGUUUCUCUGUGAUUGCUGAAUAUUUUGGCAAGGGCAUAUUGAGCAAAACUGCUAUUAAGCCCCCAGAGGUCCUCCAGUCUGGCGAUAGUUGAACUUAACCAAGUUUGGAUUAAGUGUUGUGUUGGUGUGUGCUAUAUUUAUCAUUGUCAAUACAUGGUGAAGCCAUCAAGCAAUCUUGCUUUUUUAGUUGACUGAUUUUGAAAUCUUUGGUGGUGUCAUUUAUGAUCUUGUGAUUGGUCACCUGUUUCUCUGCUUGUCAGUAGUUCUGGCUUACACAGUUCUUUGAAGAUGGAUUAAAGGCAGCCUUUCAUUGCUUGCAGUUAAGAGUAGAUGCUGGAAAUUUUGUCGAACAAAGUGAUACAAGAAAGUUCAAUUUGUUAGUUUUCUCCGCUAAUGAAAAGCAAAGAGUUCUCUGAGAGAUUGGUUUGUAUCUAAGCAGUCCUUUGCUUGUAAUUCUCGCAGCUUAUGAUGGGAUGUUAGAUAGAAAUGGAGGUCCUGUCCUGUCAGUUAAUUUCUUGUGGAUGAGGAAAUGUAAAUCAAAUAAUUAUCAUGGUUAUGUGAUAUUGUCAUUGUUGUAUCUUUCCCUUUUUUUUUUCCCCCUCUUUCAUUUUUUGCAGCCACUCUUUAAUUAUUGAUCAGUUUGUCUGGGACUGCUUCUUAUUCCUCAUAACUACAGUAUCAUUGUGUUGUU